Molecule: messenger RNA, 972 nt
Organism: Scaptodrosophila lebanonensis
Lineage: Eukaryota; Metazoa; Arthropoda; Insecta; Diptera; Drosophilidae
Exons: 3
Coding region: 61-837 (258 amino acids)
Biological process (GO): double-strand break repair via nonhomologous end joining; positive regulation of ligase activity; response to X-ray
Cellular component (GO): nucleus; DNA ligase IV complex; DNA-dependent protein kinase-DNA ligase 4 complex
Molecular function (GO): DNA binding
Source: RefSeq, a predicted model, not a curated record
UUUUUGAAACACAGAAAGUCUAUCAACACAAUUACCAAAACAAAAGACAUAAUAUAAAAAAUGGCAACAACAUAUAUCAACAAAUUGCUGCAACGAGUGGAAUUAUCGCAAAACCAAGAGGAUAAGAAGCAUUUCAUCUACAUGCGAAGCAAAUGGUUGGAAAGCGAACAAGAAGUUGAAUUUCUUAUAUUGCUAACAAAAAACAAUCAAAACUACAAGGGUAAACUAAAAUACUGCGAAAUACGCAGCGCAGCCGAUGAAUUAGACCGGCCCUACGAAGAAUUUUUAGCCGAGUGUAAAGAGGCCUUGACCACAAAUAUGGGUAAAAGUGGAUUCGAUUAUGAAGUGGACAAUGAGGCAUUCAAGUUAUUUAAAUGUGAGGGCUAUGAAACACUGUACUUGGACAUACAGCUAGACAAGCUAAGCACCCCGAAUCAACUGAUGGAUGCUGCUGUUGAAAUUAUAGCUAUUGGUGGUUACAAAGUUUCUUGUCCCACUAAUUCUGUACCAGAGGCAGUUACCGUACAAUCCAGCGAAAUAUUAAAGGAAUACAAGAACUCUAUAGAGGAAUACAAAUUACGGGAACAAAAAUUGUUGAAGAAAUGCAUUAUGCUAAUAAACGACAAGAAGGCCCGCAUUGAAGAACUGGAAGAAACACUGAAGACAUGUCGGUGCGUUGACAUGGAUGUGGCAAGAGACCCUUCUGAAGAAAGUGAGGCAGUUAAUGCUGAUGAUGACGACUACGAAGGUCCAACGCAAGCAAUGACAGAAAUUCAAACAACGACUAGGGCUCGUACCCAGCGAAUUUUGGAUGACACCAUAGAAAAUUCGGAUUAGGAUCAGCAAUUCAUCAACUUCUGUAUACUUAAGCUCCAUUUGAUUUACAAUUGGGCAAUGUUAUAAGUACUUCUGAACAACAAAAUGAAUUCGUUGCUUGUAUAUAUAGGUGCUUGUAUAUAUAUAUAUUUUUUA